CUGAUGCCACGUUGUUCCUGUGUGUGGGUGAUGAUGAUUAUCACAUGUUAAAUGCAGCUUUGGAUGGCUUGUCAAGGAAAGCCGAGGCAGAGGAGUACUUCAACAUCAUUGUGUACAAUGAUUCCAUCCAUCAGUUAAAGGAGCUCAAACCUAUACACAUUACAUCGGAUAACAUCAGACAUGCUAGAGAUUUCGUCAGUUCUUGGGAGGCUGAUGGAGAUGCCCACAUCAGUCAUGCCCUUAGUGAGGCUGUGGCAACAGUCAAUUCAAUACCGGACUUGCGACUCCAUCAACAGUUUUCCUCCUAUCCACCGCUGCUAACUCAGUGCAGGACAUUGCACCAGACAUAAUCCUGGAGGAUGUAAAGAACAACAAGCAUAGGGACUUCACUCUUCACACGCUAGCCGUUGGAGACAGUGCAGACUCAACUUUCCUGCAGCGACUAGCAGCACAUCAUGGUGGUGAGAGCCUACAUGUAUCACCAGCAGAGGGCGCUACUGAAGCACAGGAACUGUUGUCGAGGUUUAUCACGAAUCGACUCCGUCCCUCCGCCACCGACGUCACCAUCAGUUACCAUGACGACGAAAGUCGACCCCGGCCUCACUCACGGAUACCGCAUUCAAGACUACUAUGGCCAGUCGCAGUUGGUCGUUGCAGGCAAGCUGCGCACGGCCAAUCAGACGUCGCUGAUUGCCAACGUCGAGAUGAGCGUGCCUGACCGAAUCGCUCGUGUGCUGAAGGUCAACCCGCAGGAGAGCGGAGUAGGUGGUGGCGCCCCCACACGGCAAAACUAUGCACACAAGGUGUGGGCCCACCUCAAGAUACGCGAGCUGGCACGGCAACUGCUGCUGGCGAGAGGAGAUAAGGGUCAACGCCCUUGCUGGCCUCUCUGCAGACAUUGCCACCGCGGUAGGUUGCACGAAGGCUAUCUACUGCCGAUCACUUACAUGGUUAUCGACGACCAGAGCCUGGGAACCAACUCCUCAUUCUCAACUGCGUAUGCUGACACCAUGUGGGGUCGCGAGAACAGGCGUAUUGCUGAGGAGAUUGAACUUGUCUUGCCAGCCACAGCACUACCGCAGCGGAAGCAGAUGCAUCUUGACGCCACGGCAGUCACGAGCGACCCACUCUCUGUCUACCUUAAGUGGAAUACUCCGGCCGAUAUUGAGUCAAGUUACUACGUGCAUUACACGACAAAUAACUCCCUGCCGGAAGAAGAAUGGGACGUCAUGCAUGGUUCCCAGCGCACGGCAGACAUCCUUACAAACCUAUCUCCCGAGACAACCUACUUCAUUAAGGUCACAUUAGAGAAUGGGCAUUCUAGCGACACUGUUCAUUUCACCACUUCGCUGGUUCCAGCUAAUUCUCCUGUUAACAUAAAGUCACUUGACAUCAAGUCGGAGAUUGGCUAUCGCUAUGCAAAGACCUUCAUCAACAUGCACUUUCAAAACUUUGCUCUUGAGUCACAAGAGACCUUGUUCAAUAUACAGAUUCCAAAGACUGCGAUCAUAGUCAAUUUCACUAUGGAGACGGAUGGAAAUAUUUAUACGGGUCUUGUAAAAGAGUUCAAGAAAGCUGAAGAGACAUAUAGAAAAGCCAAGAAGGAAAAGAAAGGAGCUGCAAUAGUAACUGCUGAGCCACGGGAUGCAAAGGCAUUCAAUUUGCGGUUGAAUGUAAAGCCGCGUUCGGUCACAGUGUGCAGACUGGAGUAUGAGCAGCUACUGGAGCGUAAGUUGGGUGUCUAUGAGCACGCUAUCAUACUCAAACCCAAUCAGCUGGUACGAGACCUAAAGGUGAAUGUAUAUAUCACGGAGCCUCAGCCUAUUACAUAUCUGCAUGUGCCACCACUACGAGCCAUUACUGGAGUAAUAGAUGAGGAUAGGGAGAAGGCAGAUAACCAAGUGGCAAUGGUGCAACAUGACUCCGGAAGUGGCGUUGCAUGGGUGUCGUAUAGUCCAACCCUACAGCAGCAGAUGGAAUUUUUGGGAGGCAGUGUAGAAGGCCAACUGAUAUUGAAGUAUGACAUUGCCAAUGACAAGAAGACAGGAGACAUACAGGUACAUCUACAUACGAAUAUUUUACAAAAAGAUGACCCGCUCAAAUAG
Priapulus caudatus is the source of this 2105-nucleotide messenger RNA. RefSeq lists its product as uncharacterized. The transcript is spliced from 13 exons. Lineage: Eukaryota; Metazoa; Priapulida; Priapulimorpha; Priapulimorphida; Priapulidae. The coding region runs from base 456 to 2105 and encodes 549 amino acids. Gene Ontology annotation, molecular function: protein binding. The record is from RefSeq and is a predicted model, not a curated record.